AUGCUGUCCAUACCCGGUGCUGUGCCCAAAAUUGUUUCUGUUCGAGUGCAAAAGGCCGAACGUCUACGAAUUAUUCCAAAAGCGGAUGGAAAGCAAAGGAAGUACACACAAAAAUGGAAGGUUGUCUUCUUGGGUGGGAAAAAGAAGAUGUCCAGCGGAUCGAUUCUGGCACCGGCUGGGAAUCCAGUCUGGGAUUAUGAGGUUACUUUCAAAGUCGCUGCUCGUGGCGAACCAAUUAGUCUUCUAGUGACUGACUCAGAGGAUCAUCACGUGGGGCAAGUUGUCAUUCCAGUCACGGCAAUGCCUCCGAGGCCAGCUAAUUCGAGUGAACGACCAACGGAUCCUUCACGUCUCAGAGUCGCUGACCUUGAACCCACCAAAAAAGUGGAAAACCCUAUCGGCACACUCUACUAUUGGGUAUGGGUGGAAGAAUAUCGAGCUGAGGACGAUGAAAAAAAGAGUAGCAGAGGAUCAUUACUCAGUCUUGCAAGUCACAAACACAGUCAUAAAGCCGCGUCUGUGGCGGACUCGUUAAACUAUCAGGGCAGCAUGCUGAGCAUCGCCUCAACAAACAUCGAUGAUAAAGCAAAGAAAUCGAAGCAUCCAUUCAAGAAAAAGCAUGGUACGAAAGAUCUGUUGAAGCAAACGGCCGAUUUGUCCCAGAGACCGUCGCUUGCCGUAAAGGGUGUUCAUGACAGUUCUUCCAAUCUACGUGCACGCAGCAUAUUUGACCCCACGGCCGUGACAGACGAUCAUGAUGGCAGCGUACUUGGAGCCUGCAGUGACAUGACCGGAAGUGACCUCCUUCGGCCCAUUUCUUCUUUUCAUCUGACCGGUAGUGGUACCGGCACAUCUAUUGGCGGGGGUGUGAGUCAGUCCAUUCCAUCUUCCUUAUCAGGCAACCCUUUGAAGAUAGACUACGCCCCAUCUGCUAAUCGGAGCAGUGUGGCCAAUGACUCCGUAUCGCAACCAGCAUUGAUUUCGAUCGAGCCAAACUCUUGUUCUACCGAGGGUGGUGUGGAGGUGACCAUCACUUGUUCUCAUGUGACCGAAGAUAUCGUCCGGUAUGCGACCUUGCUAAUCGAUGGUUACAGUGUACAGCGUCAGGAUUGGUUUCAUCAGGACUCAAAGUCGGGCGUUCCCGACCAGUCUGAUAUCCGGGUCUAUAUGCCUUCCAGACCACCGGGGCGAUGUUACAUCGAGUUGGAGACAAUGAAACAUGGCCGCAUUCGAUGUCCACAAGAGUUCGUCUACACAGAGCCGACGACGACAUCCGUCAGUGACUUGCAGUCCGGCGAUAACAGGCCCACAUACUCUGCACGCACUGGUUCAGAAUUGGCUUCAACCAGUCCUUUCCAACGUACCGGGUCGCAACGCAGCAGCCUACUGGUUAGAGAUGGGCGAAGCUUACGAAGAAAGCAAAUGGGGAAUCUUGCUAACAAGAGCGCACUACCCAACGGGCUGACAGCCGCGGAGCUUAUAAAACGGGAGGCCAACAACAAUGAGUGCGCGACAAGCAGAAGUAAGACUGAGACUCAUCCAGUAGACCUUGAUACCUCCGUUGCUAAUACCAGUAGUGUAGCUUCGGCCACCAGCCUAGCGACGGGACUGUUCCGUCGCGGUUCACAGCGUAGCUCCGUCAUUAUGUUAGAUCGCCGCAGCACUCGCCGACGUCAGUUAGAUCCAGCCUCAGGCUCCGAUGGUCAGCCCACCGAGUCUGUUGAAGCUACACCAUCGGAAGUUCCUAACCCAUCAGUGUCUCCUUUUCAGAGGAGCGGAUCGCGGAGGACGGCACCUAUGAUGGUUGAUCGUCGAAGCACGAGGAGGAGCAAAAAUCCACCAGCUCUGUCUGAAAUAACAAACCUGGCCACUGAGGUAUCGACUGUAACAUCCUCCAAGUGUGAGGACAAACCGGCUUCUUCAGACACAGUCAAGUCUACAAAUUACGGAGAAUUGCCUGAUAAGGAACCCGUCCUCAUGGAGAAUCACAAUUCCCUCAAAAUUCCAGCAUCUACCGGCCUACGAGGUGAGACUGACCGCUCGUUACCCUCAGACCACUCUGGUGAUGAUUCCCUAAGUAAUAAUAUUGGUGAUGUUAGGUCAGACACCCCCGAGCCGGGUCUUUCCCGUCGUGGUUCUCAGCGUAGUUCUUUGCGAAUAUUAGAUCGACGCAGUACAAGGAGACGUCACUUGGACCCUGUCCAGGAGAACACAGGUAUUCAGCAGACCUAUUCUGAAACAACGGAUAAACCAGAACCGCGCGUCUCAAGCCCUACAAGUUCACCGUUUAUUAGAACUGGAUCGCAGAGCAGUGGGCCUGUUACAAUCGAUCGCCGGAGCAUUAAAAGGGAGGAAAAUCGGCUGGAGACGGACGAGGAACCUGCCAAAACCGGUGCCUUUUCAAAGGAAAUACUUACUAGCGCCGAGGUCCUUGGAAUGCCUGUGUUGCAACCGAAAGCUGACCAAACAGAAGUUUCAAGCAUACCGCAUUUCACUAAUUCUUCAAUCUUCAAGAUCGAAGGUGAAACAGAAAUCCGGCAACCCCACUCACCACCCAGUUCUGGAAUUGAUUGCUCAGUUACGGGUAGUUCAGGUGAUUUGUAUAAGACUCCCAUGAAUGGCUGGAUGCGCGCUCCUAUCCUUACGCCGUUUUCCAUGGUCGAGAGUCCUUCCGCCUUCAAAACCUCCUCCCCUGUGCUACCUGAACCUUCGGAAGAAACGUUUCUUUACGUGCCAGCAAGUCUUAACCCGAGCACGAUAGGGACAUCGAUUCCAUUGUUGAAGGCUGAUGAACAUGGAACUUUUCCGGUUGGUACUGCGGCUUCUCUUCCAUCGCCUGGAGAAAGACUUCGAAAAUCUCAUCCACAUUUCAGUGUGGAGGGUUGUGUUCCUGACGACUCAACAUCUUUGUACCCUGCUGAUUUUGCUGAAACCAGGUCAGCAGAUCUUGCUUCCACAUUAGAUCGAACCAAACCUCCUGGUGCGGACGUGACUCUCAACGUUGCAAAUGCAGUGGGGGCGACGGCUCAGCUGUUAAAACUUGAUGACCUCCACUCCCAUCCAGUCAGUCAUCAAGAGUCUCCUCAUAAUCCUCCUUCACUACCCGCCACGGAGACCUUCAUUGCUCGGAUUGAACAAGCAGAUCCCCUCAUCUCUCUUGAUGAACUAAAGUAUUCACCACCCAUCACAGAGACCCGCACCGUACAUAUCGCCGACAGCCCGACAGCCGACAUUCCUUUGUCUGCUGCGACCGAACAUGAGGAUUCUGUCGUCCCUCUAGAUGGACUUAGUUGUCCACCGGAGGCAGCGAAAUUGUUGGGUAUUGACUACAACACCCCAAGACCAGUACCGUCCAAGUCUCCUGCAGUUACCCGAUCGAUGUCCAGUCGGGCAUCAGAACUGACUUCGAACUCAACGUAUUCGACAGACAGCGAUGGUGACUCCGUACGUCUCCACCCAUCACUCACUGAUUCUGAACAACCAGACGAUGACGAACACUACGGGGAUGCUUUUGAGAAAUUGAGUCGGUCAAGCGAUGAAAUAGAGGAAGAGGAUGACGCAUCGAAGACUCCGGUGAUCCAUCGUCCGUCUGGUGGACUCAAGCAACAGGCAAUAACCUACCGAUCAUGUUCGUAUCCUACUGUAGUCGAAUUAAUCGCUCGCAUAAUUUCUAACCUGACGAUUUUCUGA
Molecule: messenger RNA, 3690 nt
Organism: Opisthorchis viverrini
Lineage: Eukaryota; Metazoa; Platyhelminthes; Trematoda; Opisthorchiida; Opisthorchiidae
Exons: 8
Coding region: 1-3690 (1229 amino acids)
Source: RefSeq, a predicted model, not a curated record